AUGAGAGCUGCAAUUGCGCCAAAAGAAAAACUGGCGGUGACUUUGCAUUAUUUAGCAACAGGAAGCUACUUUAAGCAGGUGCGGUAUACAGCGAUUAUGUCGCGGCAAGCAAUAAGCGAAGCGAUCAUGGAUACAUGUGAAGCUUUGAUAUACGCUCUUCGAAACUGCAUUAAAAUGCCUAGUACAGCAGAAGAGUGGAGAAGUGUUUCUGAUGAAUUUCGUGUAUUACAUAAUUUUUAUAACUGCAUCGGCGCAGUUGACGGGAAACACGUAAAAAUAAAGCGUCCAAAUGGUUCGGGAGCGCUAUAUUAUAACUAUAAAGGAACAUACAGUAUCGUUCUUAUGGCUAUUGCGAAUGCUAAAAAGGAAUUUGUCAUGGUUGAUAUUGGAUGCAAUGGACGCGUGUCUGAUGGUGGUGUCUUGUUUUACACUAAAUUCUGGGAGCGUUUGCAACAAAAUCGUUUAAAUAUACCGGAAUGGACACCAUUGCCAAACACCUCGGAAUCAUUCCCAUAUGUUUUUAUAGGAGACGAAGCUUUCGCGCUAGGCCCUAACUUUAUAAAGCCUUAUCCUCAAAAAAGAGUAUCACAAGAAGAGCAAUUGUUUAAUAAACGGUUAUCGAAGGCUAGAUGUGUCAUUGAGUGUGCGUUUGGUAUCCUCGCCAAUAAAUUUGGAGUUUUCCAGAAAGCCAUAAGUCUCAGCCCGCAGAAAGCCGCAAAAGUGACAGCAGCUUGUUGUUAUCUGCACAAUUAUUUAAUGAGAAAAGAUUCUAAAUAUCAGGCACCAAAUUCCAAUGAGUAUAAUUUUCAAUUAACCACCGUACAAAGCAGUUCGGCGCGAAAUUCAACAAGAUGUGCCAAAACUAUAAGAGACAAAUUUUGCAAAUAUUACAAUGACGAAUAUAGAUGCUAAUUUUUACCACUCAAUU
Messenger RNA from Rhagoletis pomonella (apple maggot), 928 nucleotides. RefSeq names its product putative nuclease HARBI1. The transcript is spliced from 3 exons. The record is from RefSeq and is a predicted model, not a curated record. Lineage: Eukaryota; Metazoa; Arthropoda; Insecta; Diptera; Tephritidae. Bases 1 to 912 code for a protein of 303 amino acids.